AUUAAUAGGAUGGAUAUUUAUGAUCUUAAAUCAAUAAAAAAGUUUGUGGAUUUAAUUGAAACCAAAACUGUUGAUUAUCAAUUGACAAAUUCAACAUUGUCUGAGGAUGACAAAAAUAUGAUAUUAAAAGUUAUUCUCAUUGAUAUGACAGAUCUAUUAGAAAAAUUAAAUAAAAUAGCUGAUGAUAAACAAAAUUUUUAUGAAUCGGGAGGUCUUAAAUAUUUUAUAAAGAUGUUACAAGAAUAUAAAAUAAAAAAUGAUUAUUCUCGAUCGGAUUUUAUGGAAAGUUAUUUAACGACAAUUGAUGAAAAACGUGAGCAAAUUGAAGCAUACGUUGGAUCAUUACUUUUUUUUCGUAACGGUAACUAUUUUGAUGAUGUAAUUAAAUUUUGUCCAUUCGUACCCAAAAUUACUAGGACUCUUAAUGUAUUAGAAUACGGGGAAUUUUAUGAGAAAGUGUAUCAAAAAUUAAUGGCUGCUAUUUUAUCUGAUAUGAAAGAAGUAGAUGAAAGUAAUUUUUGUGGUCAAAGUUAUUCAUUUCAACAAGAGAUAUUUAAUUUUUAUCAUUUAGCAAUGACUCCAUAUCUUAAAAAAUUUAUCAUGUUUUACUUUCUUCACAUUAUUAAGGAUCGAUGUGAAGACAAAAUAUCUAUUGAUGCAAUAAGAGAAAAAUCCAUUUUAUUAGAUGGGUUUUCUGAAAACAUAAGAAUUACAAAAAAAGUAUUACAAGAUGUCACACAUUACAUGUAUCGAUGUGAUUUAAAAAGCAAAGUAAAAUCUAGCAAAGAAUCAUAUUAUGAAUUAGAAAAAAUGAUUCAGGCAAUAAUAAUUGAAGAAAAAGAUCUUAGUACAACUCAAUCUUGCAGUGAAAAUUGUAAUCUUCAUACUGCUAUUAAUCAUAUAGAGUGUAAAGAAUUAUAUGAAUGUCGAUACAUUGCCAGUAGUUUGGAAAUAUGUGAAAAAGGAUAUGGAGGUCAUUCGAGACGUUACGAUUGGUUUAAAGACAGCAACGGAGUUAUCUAUGGUGACAAUAAUAACGAAAAAUGUCAUCAAGAAAUAAAAUCUGUUUAUAGUUAUUAUAAUCCAUUAGAACUGACCUAUUGUGAUUAUUGCGUCUGUAGUUGUUUGAAAAAAUCUAUACGUGAAUAUAUGGCUGUAACCGCUAUCAGUUUUAGAGAUCAACUGUCAGAUAUUACCAAUAAUAUGGUUAUUGUGGGUGUGAGAUUUAUCAAGAAAAGCUAUAUGAUUCAUGUGCAAAUAAAAGAAGGGAAACUAAAAUCACGUGGAUCAGUAAACGAAUUAUCAUGGAGAGAAUUGGAAAAAUUUGAUUAUAAUGAUGAAACUGAAAAAUAUUAUGUUCAACAAAUUAAUGAAAGCUGGAGUCCACUGAUAUUGGGAGUUGAUUAUGGACAUCCAAGAACUAUUAAUUUUGAUGAUUUGUUUGCACCAGAGGAUUAUGUUGUUACAGGUGUUAGAUUUAGAUUUGCUAUGGAUUCACUUGACUCGCCGGAAUUAAAAGAAAGUCCGAUUGAACUACAAAUUCGAGUGACUCCUUUUGAUUAUUUAGAAGGAAAAAUUAUUAACCAUAAUCAGACACAUUGGAUAUCAUCAAAUUACCGAACAUUUAGAGAUGAAUUAAUUCUAGAAAAUCCUGAUAAACCAACAAAGUCUCCGGGAAAUGAACCAGACUCAAACACAAAUCAAUUUAUUAGCUUUCAAGCCUCUGAUUUGAAAAAAGAUGCCGGGCAAUCGACAGUUCCAUUUUUUGAUUCAUUAGAAGCUGAAGGUUAUCCCGAAUUUCCUUUAGGAGGAGUUGGAAUUAUGCAUCGUGGUCGCGAAGGUUUUGGUGGAUUUUUGACGUUUAGAAUUUUUGAUUUAAAUAUUUCUAAAUACUUCAAUGAUAAGUAUUAAUAUUAAUAUAAAUAUAUUAAUUUCAAUUAAAAAAUGUAUAAUGUAUGACCCUUUACCUGCUCACUUUUCAUUGGAGUGAGAUUAAACCACUCAAUAUAAAUCGGUAAAUUAAAUGAAAA
Messenger RNA from Microplitis demolitor, 2030 nucleotides. RefSeq lists its product as uncharacterized. Lineage: Eukaryota; Metazoa; Arthropoda; Insecta; Hymenoptera; Braconidae. The transcript has 7 exons. The record is from RefSeq and is a predicted model, not a curated record. The coding region runs from base 10 to 1911 and encodes 633 amino acids.